Molecule: messenger RNA, 3180 nt
Organism: Pangasianodon hypophthalmus (striped catfish)
Lineage: Eukaryota; Metazoa; Chordata; Actinopteri; Siluriformes; Pangasiidae
Gene: en1b
Product: engrailed homeobox 1b
Exons: 2
Coding region: 318-1193 (291 amino acids)
Biological process (GO): neuron differentiation; multicellular organism development; regulation of transcription by RNA polymerase II
Cellular component (GO): nucleus
Molecular function (GO): DNA-binding transcription factor activity, RNA polymerase II-specific; RNA polymerase II cis-regulatory region sequence-specific DNA binding
Source: RefSeq, a predicted model, not a curated record
GUUUAGGAAGCGCGAGCUGUCAUACGUGGGGGCGCGAGGCACGGGCCGCGGAGCAUCACCGACCGCCAUGUGUGUGAGUGUGUUUUGAUCCUCGAGACGCGCUGAGAAAAAACAAAUCUCUAUAAAUAAAUGAAUAAAUAAGUGAAAAGGUGCGCGAGGCAUUCCGAUGGUGCAGCGGCUUCAAGGUGCAUCUAGAGAUUGAAGAUAAUCUGCAGUUUUUUACUCCAGGAUAAAUAUUUUGGUGGCAACAAGUGGGAUUUUUUUGUUGUUAUUGCUGUUGUUGUUGUUGUUGUUGUUGUUGAAACAAAAAUAAAUAAAUGGAGGAGCGGAAGGAUCCGUCCGAGCGCGAGAGCGCGUCCCCUCCGGUUCUAGCGCGCGAGGCGGCGCCGCAGGUCCACCGCACCACGAACUUCUUCAUCGACAACAUCCUGCGGCCCGACUUCGGCUGCAAGCGCGAGCUCCUCUCGAGCAGGGAAAACGUCAGCCCGCUGGUCGCGAGGCCGUCAUCGCGCGCGGACUCCACCGCCGACCACCGCACUUCAUCGUCUUCUUCUUCUUCUUCAUCUUCAUCUUCUUCUUCCUCUUCUUCUUCCUCGUCUCCGUCGUCUUCGUCGUCUUCCUCGUCGUCGUCCAAGGUGCUGGUGGAGGGAAGCACGAGGUGCGGAGACGGCUCGAAUCUCACGGCGGUGAACGGCGCGAGCGGCGGCGGCGGAGGUGGUGGAGGAGGUGGAGGAGGUGGAGGCGCAGCAGCAGCAGCAGCAGGAACAACAACAACAACAACCACAAGCACGGCGGCGGCCAAAGACAGCACACAACCUCUGCUGUGGCCCGCGUGGGUCUACUGCACGCGCUACUCGGACAGACCCUCAUCCGGACCGAGGACCCGGAAGCUGAAGAAGAAGAAGAGCGACAAGGAGGACAAGCGGCCGCGCACCGCCUUCACGGCCGAGCAGCUGCAGCGGCUCAAGGCGGAGUUCCAGGCGAGUCGCUACAUCACGGAGCAGCGGCGGCAGUCGCUCGCGCAGGAGCUCAACCUCAACGAGUCGCAGAUCAAAAUCUGGUUCCAGAACAAAAGAGCCAAGAUCAAGAAGGCGAGCGGCUACAAGAACGGACUGGCGCUGCAGCUGAUGGCGCAGGGACUCUACAACCACUCCACCACCACCGUCCAGGAGGACAAGGAGGACAGCGAGUAGCAGCGUGCACGAGCAGCCUGAGGCUGGGGAUUAAUCCUCUUUCAAUAACAGCAACAAUAAACCUGUUCAUAAUUUUCUUCUUCUCCAUGAAUUUUAUUUAAAAAAAUAGCGAUCGGCGCAAUUACUAGGGGUCCAAGCACCAAAUAUACUGGAAACCUCCUAUUAUUAUUAUUAUUAUUAUUAUUAUUAUUAUUAUUAUUAUUAUUUGGAGAAGAAGAUUAUUAUCACUGAUCUCCUCCUCCUCCUCCUCCUCCUCAUAGCCUCAUCUCCUCAUCUCCUCAUUUCAUCACUCUUUUCACUGAUAUCUAAAAAAAGAGACGCUGAGGACUUUUUUUUUUUUCUUUUUCUUUUUUUUUUUUAAGGAGAUUCAUAUAAAACGCGGAGUUUCAUGGACGCUGACCCAAAGCGACCUUCUGACAUGAAGAAGAGGACAAGAAUUCCUUAUUUAAUUCUGUACAAAUAUAUGGACUCUACGAAGAUUUCUAUAAAUAUAAAUAUAAAUAUAUAUAUAUAAUAGCCAAAAUUGUAAGAUGUAUAUAUUUAAAAUUCAGGUAAGGCUGAGACGUGUGUGUUUCUCCUUACUUGCUGGCAAUUUGUUCUUUUUUUUUUUUUUUUUUUUUUUUUUUUAAUCGUUUCUCUUCCUGUGUCAUACUUUUUAGAUCUUUUUUUUUUUUGUGAUUGCACUGUCCUACAUCAGUUUUUUUUUCUAAAAAAAAGAGAAAACCUCGCACAAAUUCUACACAACGACGUAAACUGAACCGAUGCUUCAAACCAAAGAUUUUCACCUGUUUAGGCAUUAUGUUGUCUGAAAUAAUAAAAAAAAAAAGAAAAAAAAUUUUUUAGAAUCAAAGUGUGAUCAAAUUUGGUGAACAAAACACGUGUUUUAUUUCAUGCAAAAUAUUUCUUUGUUUUUUUAUAGAUAAAAUGAAAGUAAGAUCAAAGUCUCAUAUAGUGGCUUUUUUAAAACAAACAAAAAAAAAAUCUCAAACCACAUUAAUUUUUUUUUCUUUCUUCAGUGUGGUGAAGGUCAUCAUUUAAAUUUGACAUUAAUAUUAAUUGUAAGUUUUAGAUAGACUUCAAAUGAAAUAUCUAUCUAUCUAUCUAUCUAUCUAUUUAAUUGAAAAAAAUUUCUAAAACACAUACCUGACCCGCCUGACCUUUCACCCUGCCAUCAUUGUAUCUAUCGACCAAUCAUAGAUGGCGAUGAAAACACUGACAUUUAACAAUCAUUGGUGUCAUUUCAUGUAUCAGAGAUUUAUUGCUUUCUAAUUUUUUUUUCCUGCAAAAAAUCCACUUAGAUGCUCCAGUGUGUCUCCCGACAAUUGAUAAAUCCAUUUAAAUUAAUUCACUCUAAAAUGAUUUCCCUUUUAUUUCUCAUCUUUUCUUCCCUCCUUUGUUGUCCAGUCCACUCAGAUUCAUCACUGAUGUGUGUGUGUGAGUGUGUGUGUGUUUUUUAAAGGUAGAAAUUUGACCGCAGGCUAUUUACGGAUUUUGUUUUCUUUUAUAAUAUAUAAAUAUAGUGUUUUAUAUAUAUAUAUAUAGCGCGCAAUCACAGCGAGACACAGAAUAGGAAACCCUAAAGGUCAAAGUUCAAGGUGUGCCCUCAAAAUAGACUCCCAUGGGCCUUCAGUUUCUAAAAAAAAAAAAUUUCAUCACAACCUCGAGGGAUUGCAGAGAAAAUCUGCUGAAAGUCAAAGAGCUUUAAAAGCGUGUACAUGAGAUUAUCCCAAUCACCCUGUUGAACAAAAGAGCUGUAACCAUGAGGGAAAAAAGUGUAGCUGUCAUUCAUACUUACACUAUACAGUUAUAACGCGUCGUAACAUGAGCAGAUUCGGUUCAUUCACUUUUAGAAUAAAAAAGCAAACAUAAAUAAGCGCUAAUUAAUUCAAUGCGCAAUUAAGAAUCAAGAAUUAUCCGGCUUUUAGUUCAGUUUAAAUGGAGUGUUAGGCUAAUAGUAUUGAUGUGUUACACACACACACACACACAC